AUGGAAGAUAAACUAAAAUUGGCAGUCGGCAUAGCAGGCAAUGUCAUUUCUGUGCUACUUUAUGCAUCUCCAAUAUUAACUUUUAAAAGGGUGAUAAGGAAGAGAAGCACGGAGGAAUUUUCGUGUAUCCCAUACGUUGUGACUCUAUUGACAGUUGAAUUGUACUUUUGGUAUGGGUUACCUAUUGUGAGCAACAAAUGGGAAAAUAUCACGGUAGCCACUAUUUGUGGUGUAGCCGUACUUCUUCAGUUCUCCUUCGUUCUCAUUUAUAUUUGGUUUGCUUCACCAAAGAGAAAGAGAAUGGUUAUUUUGAUGGUGGUGGGUGUGAUGAUGGUGGUCUCCAUCAUCAUAUUAGUCUCAACAUUUGCACUGCAUGACCAUCAUCACCGCAAGCUUUUUGUCGGGAGCAUUGGACUCGUGGUUGCUAUUGGGAUGUAUGGUGCUCCAUUGGUUGUCGUGAAGCAAGUGAUACAGACAAAGAGUGUGGAAUUCAUGCCAUUCUACUUAUCUUUAUUCUCAUUCCUCAACAGUUCAUGCUGGGGGCCAUAUGGACUAUUGGGUCAUGAUCUUUUCAUUGCGCUCCCAAAUCUCUUGGGUUGGCCCUUAAGCGUCUGCCAACUUGUGUUGUACUGCAUCUACCGUAAACAGGAAAUUCACCAAGAACCAAGUCAUGAUGAUACAGAUCUUGAGAAAAAUAUUGCCAAGGAAAACGUACUGUUCCAGAAACCAGUGAUUAACAAAGAAUCAUUCUCCCUUUAA
Telopea speciosissima is the source of this 759-nucleotide messenger RNA. Its product is annotated as bidirectional sugar transporter SWEET3b-like. Gene Ontology annotation, cellular component: membrane. Gene Ontology annotation, molecular function: sugar transmembrane transporter activity. The record is from RefSeq and is a predicted model, not a curated record. The coding region runs from base 1 to 759 and encodes 252 amino acids. Lineage: Eukaryota; Viridiplantae; Streptophyta; Magnoliopsida; Proteales; Proteaceae. The transcript is spliced from 6 exons. Gene Ontology annotation, biological process: carbohydrate transport.